This is a messenger RNA of Penaeus vannamei (Pacific white shrimp), 753 nucleotides long. The record is from RefSeq and is a predicted model, not a curated record. NCBI's taxonomy places the organism in Eukaryota, Metazoa, Arthropoda, Malacostraca, Decapoda, Penaeidae.
AUGUGUCUGGCGCAAUGGAACAUAUUAAACCUCGUGUCAAGUUCAAUCGUGUUUGACCGCCCGGAUCAGUCUUUGAACUCGGACAAGUCUGAACGUGUUUCUUGCAGCUGGCCUUGCAAGUUGCAGUCUGUGUCUCACAACCCCACAACCUCAAAACCUCACAACCUCAAAACCCCACAACCCCACAACUCAAAACCUCACAACUUCACAACCUCACCUCGUAACCUCACAACCCCACAACCAUACAACCCCACAGUCUCACAAUCCCACAACCUCACAACUUUGCAACCUCACAACCUCACCUCUCGACCCCACAACCAUACAACCCCACAGUCUCACAACCCCACAAAACCUCAAAACCUCACAACCUCAAAACCCCACAAACCCACAACCUCAAUACCUCACAACUUCACAACCUCACCUCGUAACCUCACAACCCCACAAACCAUACAACCCCACAGUCUCACAAUCCCAACCAACCAACCCCACAACCUCACACCCCACAACCUAACAACCCCACAACCUAACAACCCCACAAACCUAACACCCCACAAACCCACAAACCCCCACAAACCUCAAAACCCCACAACCUCCAAAACCUCAAAACCCCCAACCUCAAAACCCCACAACCCCCACAAUCCCACAAUCCCACAACCUCACAACCCCACAACCUCAAAACCCCACAACCUCCCAGAUUGUGAUCACCCCCCCCCCCCCGUUCGUCUCAAUUACAACCGCAAUAUCGACCCUUGA